Heteronotia binoei (common prickly gecko) is the source of this 611-nucleotide messenger RNA. RefSeq names its product rhomboid-related protein 4-like. The record is from RefSeq and is a predicted model, not a curated record. The transcript is spliced from 3 exons. Gene Ontology annotation, cellular component: membrane. The coding region runs from base 24 to 611 and encodes 195 amino acids. Gene Ontology annotation, molecular function: serine-type endopeptidase activity. Lineage: Eukaryota; Metazoa; Chordata; Lepidosauria; Squamata; Gekkonidae.
UCCUGCUGGGGCAGGCUGCCCCCAUGGUGCCCUGGGCCACUCUGGGCCUGGUGGCCCUGAACGUGGCCCUCUUCUGGCACCCCAUCCGGUCUCCCGGCGGCUCCUGCCUGAGCGUGCAGACGGUGUGGGAGCAGGGCCAGUGGCACCGGCUGCUCCUGGCUCCUUUCCACCACCUGAGCCUGUGCCACCUGCUGAUGAACAUGGCCACCCUCUUCUGGCUGGGCAGGGGCAUGGAGCAGGAGGUGGGCAGCCUGCGGACGGGCGCUGUGCUGCUCCUCCUGGCCCUGCUGGGGGGGCUGCUCCACCUGGCCCUCAACGCUUUCCUGGCCGUGGCCACCGGGCACCCGUGGUACUGGGAACACUGCGCCGUGGGAUUCUCAGGGGUCCUCUUCUCGCUGGAAGCCAUGGGCCGGCAGGUGGAGCCCUUGCCGGUGGCCGUGUUGGCCAGCGGCGUCGCCUUGACGACCAGGUGGCUGUGCAUUCUGGAAUGCCUACUGCUCGCCCUCGUCCACCCCAGGAGCUCCUUUACGGGACAUGUCUCCGGGAUCCUGGCUGGGCUAGCCUUGUCCGCCUCCCCCUUGCAGCUUGGCAGUGGCGGCAGCAGCAACUGA